Molecule: messenger RNA, 2698 nt
Organism: Eptesicus fuscus (big brown bat)
Lineage: Eukaryota; Metazoa; Chordata; Mammalia; Chiroptera; Vespertilionidae
Gene: DEUP1
Product: deuterosome assembly protein 1
Exons: 14
Coding region: 145-1962 (605 amino acids)
Biological process (GO): de novo centriole assembly involved in multi-ciliated epithelial cell differentiation; centriole replication
Cellular component (GO): deuterosome; centriole
Source: RefSeq, a predicted model, not a curated record
CUAUUUCCUUCUCCCUAAGAGGGAGGCAAGACUGUCCGCUUCUUCUAAGGCGUCUCACUGCAGGGUUAUUCUAAGGACCCAAUGCGCUGCAUGGGAAAGACAGGUUAAACACUGAGAAAUAUAAACCAGAGGCAGUUUCUCGACAUGGAGAACCAAGCCCAUAAUACAGCGGGAGCUUCUCCUUGUGAGGCUGAGCUUCAGGAAUUAAUGGAACAAAUUGACAUCAUGGUCAGCAACAAGAAAUUGGACUGGGAAAGGAAGAUGCGGGCUUUGGAGACAAGGUUAGAUCUUCGGGAUCAAGAGUUGGCAAAUGCACAGACUUGUUUGGAUCAGAAGGGUCAAGAGGUGGGAUUACUUAGACAGAAGUUGGACAGUCUGGAAAAAUGUAACUUAGCAAUGACACAGAAUUAUGAAGGACAACUGCAAACCCUAAAAGCUCAAUUUUCCAAACUAACUAAUAGCUUUGAAAAACUGAGAUUACACCAGAUGAAACAAAAUAAAUUUCGACGAAAAGAGUUACCACAUCUCAAAGAAGAAACACCCUUUGAACCAAGUAAUUUGAACCAGAAAUUAGAGGAAUUUAGAACAAAAUCAAGAGAAUGGGACAAGCAGGAGAUAUUAUAUCAGACUCAUCUGGUUUCUUUAGAUGCUCAACAAAAACUAUUGUCUGAGAAGUGCAAUCAAUUUCAGAAACAGGCACAAAGUUACCAAACUCAACUAAAUGGUAAAAAGCAGUGCAUGGAAGGGGACAGCAGCUCUGAAAUUCCUCGGUUGAUAUGUGAACCAGAUGCUAGUUGUGAAACGAGUGGAAGAGAUGAGUUCAUUAUUGAAAAACUAAAAUCAGCUGUGAGUGAAAUAGCAUUAAGCCGGAAUAAGUUACAAGAUGAAAAUCAGAAGCUCUUACAGGAACUGAAAAUGUACCAAAGACAGUGCCAGGCCAUGGAAGCAGGACUCUCAGAGGUGAAAAGUGAGUUACAGUCACGUGAUGAUCUCUUGAGAAUUAUAGAAAUGGAACGACUGCAGUUGCACAGAGAAUUAUUAAAAAUAGGAGAGUGCCAAAAUGCGCAAGAAAAUAAAAAAAGACUUGAAUCAUCUUAUUCACCUUCUAUUAAAGAACCAGAAAGGAAAAGGAAAGAACUGUUUUCACUGAACCCAGAUCAACCAAAUCAUGAGAAAGAACUGACUAAGAUAAGGAGCCAGCUCUACCAGGAGGAAGAGCACCACAGCUGUGAGCAGGAAAGAAUGAGGAACGAAAUCUCUGACCUAACAGAGGAGCUUCAUCAGAAGGAGAUCACUAUAGCAACUAUCAUGAGGAAAGCUGCCCUUCUGGAGAGACAGCUGAAGAUGGAGUUAGAAAUCAAGGAAAAAAUGUUAGCAAAACAACAGGUCUCAGAUAUGAAAUAUAAAGCUGUCAGGACUGAAAACACACAUCUGAAAGGAAUGAUGGGAGAUUUAGACCCUGGACGGUACAUGAGCAUGGACUGCGUGAACAGGGAACAUUCAAGGUACACAUCCAUUAACAAACUGGAGUAUGAAAAUGAAAGGCUCCGAAGUGAUCUUGCAAAACUUCAUGCCAGUGGAAAGCCAGUGUGGGCUAACCACAGCACCUACGAAGAACCGGUGCAGUAUGCCUAUCAAAACCAAAAAAAAAUGGAAAAAAAUGAAUAUAGUCUUAGCCCAGACUGCGAGCCAAAUAGAAGUGCAACGCCUCCAUUGCCACCUUUGCCGUUUCAAAUUAAAGAGAUGACAAGUCCUUUGGUUAGUGAUGAAGAAGUAUUCCCACUGUCUCCCCCAGACACAUCUUUCCCAGCUUCCCUGGCCACGCAGCAUUUCCUCAUGGAGGAAGAGAAGCGAGCAAAAGAACUUGAAAAACUUCUAAAUACACAUAUUGAUGAACUGCAAAGACAUACAGAAUUUACUCUCAAUAAAUACACCAAGCUAAAACAAAAUAGACACAUAUGAGCUUUCAAACUUUUUUUAUUUGUUCCCCCAUCCCAACAACAAAAAAAGCUCUGGCAAAAUAUUUACGAAGCUGAUUAAUGAAACUGAGAAAUUUUGUUCUGUUUUCUUGAGUAAAUCAUUUCUGUAAGGCAGCUAGAAAAUAGUAAGUAUUUUGUUCGAUCACGCUAUCUGUAUAUCUGCAUUAACAUAAUAAAUUGUUUGGCUAUAGAAUUACUAUAAAAUAAACAUCACUACUCCAAAAGAGCACUUUUUUUCCAGUCUAGGGAUAUUUUGGAAUUAAAUGUGCAGUUUUAUUCCCACUUGAAUCAUGUACACUGAAAACCCACUUCCUCUGUAACCACCAAGAAGGAGGGAAAGGGCGGCAUUAUAUUUAUUCCAACUGUAAAUGAGUCAAGUGCAGCCCAGUUGGACUAGUUUGAAAACUCAAGGAUUUUUGAAAAUGAAAAAUAUUAAGUAUUUUGAGGUAUAUAAACAUCCUAAAACCUCUAUUAGGAAGAAAAAAACCUAUCUUUACUGUUUCUGCACUCAUCUUUGUAAUGUCUCUGUUUCAACACAAUGGAAUGUGCUGUCCACACCCCUGCAAUAUGUGUGCCAAAUAUUAAUGCUUUCUUGUCAAUAUUGUUACUUCAUGGACAUGAACAAGAUAAAGAAAAUAUAAAGCAUUGUUGUUGUAAUACCUAUUUUUAAUAAAAGAAUGCAAAAUUCUAUGGACUUGAAACACAAAUGUCAAAUCUUU